AUGAUUCGGCAUCUCAAAGAUAGAACUGAUGUGCCGCCAUGCUCAGCUUGGCAGAUAUACAUGUUUCGUUCUGCCAGUGACUCCGAUAUUAUUGUUGGAAUGGAUAUACCGAGAGAGUGGAUUCGUGUGAGUCUCAACGUUAGUUCGCCAAACAGCACAGCCAUUCCAAAUGUUUCUGGUGUUUGGGAGGGAAUCGAUCUCAUAUUGCACGAAUAUUGUCGUGAAAGGCUGACUCUCACGAACUUGCAGAACAUCAUUCUUGUCACCCUGUAUGUAAUAACGUUUCUUGUGGCCACAUCUGCCAACAUCAUAGCGCUUAUAGUCUUUUGGAGGUUCCAGCAUAUGCGAUGUCUAUCCAAUUCUCUGCUGAUUACACUGGCUGUUUCUGACUUGCUGGUGUCACUCCUAUGCAUGCCAAUGGCUAUUGGGUUUUAUACAUAUAAAUUAUGGAUAUUCGGUGAAGUGAUGUGCAAACUGGCUAAUUACUUACAAGGUGUUGCUGUAGCAGCCAGUGUCUUCACAAUGACAGUAAUGAGUCUGGACAGAUACAUGGUCAUUUGUCAUCCCAUUGCCUUCCGCAAGCAUCUCUACCGUAGGCAUGUUGGAUGGAGUAUUAUUCUGGUCUGGCUGCUGGCGUUGUUACUUUUCGUACCAGUUCUGAUAGUCCGGAAGACACACGGCAUUAUUCUCCAUGCUGGGACCAGUCGUGAGUUAUCUUUCGUGUAUUGCGUGGAGAAUUGGUCAACAUCAUCGGCUAGAGAAGGUUUCGCCUUUGCGACGUUCACUCUUGUCUUCGUGAUUCCUGGAGCCACCAUGGCUGCUGCUUAUUGCAGAAUAGGAGUAAGGCUCUGUGGAAGAGGAAGCGGUCUCAACAGAACAGAAGGACAUGGUAGUAAACAGUCGGUUUCCUUUCGGAUUCAGAAUAUUAUGGAAAGAAGAAAGUUAGUGGCCAAACGAUUUCUUAUACUGACAACAGUAUUUGCUAUCUGCUGGGUACCAUAUAAUAUUGCCACUUUACUUCUUGACUUUCAGGUGAGUGGAAAUGUGGAUAUGCACCUAUCUAUGUUUCUUCCGUUCGGAUUACUUCUAGGGCAUGUGAAUAGUGCCAUCAAUCCACUUCUCUACUGCUGGGUGAAUAAACGCUUCAGGAAGUGUGUUGCUCUCACCUUUCGUUGCAGAAAGACAAGGGAUGCAGUCUGGGACAGAAGAGAUGUUUUUCAAUGUCAGGAAUAUCCAAUGACAGUAGCAGCAAGCCUUCGCUCUUCAUCCCUAGUAUGGAAGAAAUCUCUACGAAAAAUGGAUUCCCAGAAUCUUCAAGAUAAAACACAGCAGGAAUCUAAAAAUGGGAGAAAUCUAAGUUCUACACUGGAAUCUACCAUUUUUAAAGAUUAGACAUUUCACUCGUCAGCAAAUAUCCAAAUUAUGAACUAAAAUUUGGAAUAAUAAGACAAAUUUCUUGAUUUUCUUUUUGCAAUCAAAUGAAGAAACUGGAGUUUUUGCAUCAUGCUUACAAAGAUACUGUGUUCAGUUCUACAUUGCUUCCUUGAAAGGUGCAUGGAAGUUAUCAUACCAAAAACAUAUUUACGUAAAAUCAACUACUAAACACAAUAUUGAAAUCAAUUUCUCAUUAUUAUAUGCAAGCAAAAGUAAGCUUAAUUAACAUUUAUCACUUAUAUGAUUGUCUCCAGUGGUGUAGUUAAAAGGGAGGGGGCAAAAGGGGAUGCCAAAUUAAUGUUACAAAAUUUUAAAAUUAAAUGUUUUCCAUUAUUGGCAAACAAGAGGAGGCAUGAAAUCUUGAGUCGUCCCCAGGUGUUAAAGACCCUAGCUACGACUCUGUAAGGCUCUUAUUCAGUUUUACUGUAGAAGUCAUUUUACUAUAAUAUUUUAAAUGUUAAUAUAUGAACUAAAAUGCCCUUAUCAUAAUUUAUACUAUAAUAUAAACUCUUUUACAAUCAGAAUUCGUUGAAAAAAAAUGAAAGGAUAAACAAAUGAAAGGACGCUGACAUCCACAAAAUCUUUCCUUUGCACAGCUCGCACAGUCCACUAUCUGUUCACAUCCAAAUAUUUGCUUUUAAUAUUUUGCAAUGUUCUUUUAACAUAUUUCAUGUAUUUUGGAAUAAUUGUCAAAUAUUAGAGCAUUUUUAUUGUCAAUGUUAAUAAAAAAAUUUUAAAGCAUUUUAUUACAUUUCAGAAACACCUGUAUAAAUGCAAUCUAUCUAAUAAUAAUAUUCACUUCAAUAACACUCAUUUGAUUCCUAUUAUCCUGUGUGUGUUAAUUCAAAGAAUUGUAUUAUUACAGUUACUAUCAAUUAAAUUCCUUUGAAUUCAUUUGUACAAAA
Molecule: messenger RNA, 2339 nt
Organism: Stegodyphus dumicola
Lineage: Eukaryota; Metazoa; Arthropoda; Arachnida; Araneae; Eresidae
Product: QRFP-like peptide receptor
Biological process (GO): G protein-coupled receptor signaling pathway
Cellular component (GO): plasma membrane
Molecular function (GO): G protein-coupled receptor activity
Source: RefSeq, a predicted model, not a curated record